This is a messenger RNA of Penaeus vannamei (Pacific white shrimp), 5670 nucleotides long. NCBI's taxonomy places the organism in Eukaryota, Metazoa, Arthropoda, Malacostraca, Decapoda, Penaeidae. The record is from RefSeq and is a predicted model, not a curated record.
AUGUGUUCCCGCUGGUGGCUGCGGGAUGUGUUCGUGACGCCCUCCUUCGACGAGCUGGACGCCGUCGCCGUCGACUCCAAGGGCGACCCGCGGCGCCUCUCCAACCACCACCUGCACUCCAUCCGGGAGAAGGGAGAGUUUGAAGUGGAGUCCCUGCACUUCCCUGGCCAGACCCAUCGCUGGCAGGUGUCGGGAUGGCUGCAGAAGGGCAGUGAGAAGGCCCACAACUCCCUCCUGGACGAUGUGGCUCUCGCGCUCUCGCUCAUUGUUGUCACCGCCAAGAACAGAGUUGCUUCUCCACUUUUCUCACUUUCUCAUUCACUGCAUUCAUUAUGGCAGGGGAUUCUCAUGCUUGUAGAUUUAGCUGUGGGUAUUCCAUGGGUCCAAGCUCACAAUUUAGAGGCAAGAAUGAAGGAGGAACGGUGCAGCUAUUUGGUCCAGGAGUUGACAUGCAAAGAUGGGGAUGUUACUGCACUGUGUUCGUGGAUGGUACAGCAAAUAAAGCGAGCAACUAGGGAGAAAUUUCAGUUGACGGGAGAGAAGCAGCCACCGGUUCCAUACAUCUUCACAACUCCCCAAGGGCAGGAGCUGGAUCUCCGACUCUUUAACAGGGAGCUUAUGAAGAAAGCUUUACCAGUGCUGGUUAACAUAUUAGAAAAGGAAGCGCGGGGCUGGUUCCUGCACUUCAGAGAAAAAGUUGUGGCUGAUCUCAAGGCACAAAAUCUUAGUGAAUAUGAGGUUGAAAAGGAGGGAAACCGUUUAGUGCAAGAGGAAUAUUUAGGCAGAGUAUAUACUGCAAUUCUAGCCCAUCCAACCCUACAAGAGCUGGCACCCACAGUCCCACAGCUACUUGUCAAUCAUGCCAAGGGUGUUCUGCUGAUGCACAGAGCAUUGGAUGAAGUAGAAAGAAUAUAUGAAGAAGGAGAAAGGUCCCGUCGAGAAGAGCUCAAACACACGCACCCAAUUUUUUCUCGAAUUGACCCCUGGCUUUCGGAUCAGUUGAGAGCCACACAUGAUGCCCUCACAGAACAGCACAAGUGGCGGCCACAUGAACACGCCCUGGCACUGUGUAGGGAAAACGAUCUUCAGCAGCAUGCUUAUUUCCUGCAGAGGGAUUUGGCAUUUAUGAGAGAGCGGGAACCAGUAUUAUUGAAUGAACUGAAGAAUUUAAAGGUUGCAAUGAGAGUGUUCCAGUGGCGAGCUCAAGUUUGGUUUCCAAGCAACUACAUAGUCAGUAGAAGUUUUCAAGGAGAAAGUGAAAUUAUACCAACUGUCUUGGCUUCAUCACCUACAUCCAUUACAACUCCUCGGACAGACCCAAAUCACCCUGUUUACCUAUUAGAAAAGCAGCUGAUCAGAACAACAUCAACGCGAUGGCCCUUCUGGCGAUGGUGUAACUUUGUUCACAGGGCUUGGGCUUGGACAUGCAAUGCUCUGUUCUUCUUUGGGGUUUGGCUACCACUGUGUUCACCAGUCAGUCUUAGAGCACUUCUGUGUCAAGAUCCUUUCAUGUCCGACUUCGAGUUAUCACAGGUGAAUGGUACAGUGUGUCCUAGCAAAGCCUCACUCACACCAACUCUAGUCUCAAGACUAAGGAUGCUGUGGAGGCAUAUAUCCAAAUCCCGCACACAUUUUGAAACAACACCAGACACAGGCUUCAUUGGUAAAGGAGUUACAAGACAUAUGAAUCGUGCUUGGAAUUAUGUCAUGAAAGGCAUUGUUGGCACAUUACUUCUCACAACUGUUUUUCCUCUCACUUGUCUUCUUGUAUCUAUGGGAUCAAUGGCAAUUGCUAUUGCUGCACCCUUCUGGGUACCUGCAUGUGUUCUCCUUACUCACAUUGUCUGCAUAAUCAUAUAUGACUUGGACUCACCCACGGGUAUGAGGAAGUGGAGUCCAGUUAUACAAGCAGUUGGACUUCAUGUCAUCAUUCUGGGCAUCUUGCAACCAGUACUAGCAUUCUUCACUGCAACAGUUGUUUGUCCAAUAUUUGCUGCCAUCGUUCUACUGUAUGGAUUGAUCCGUAGAGGAUUACGACACUUUUGGGAUACAGUAAUGUUUCAUUCAGUCAUCAAGAAAAGGGGCAGAAUCCCAGCUUCUGAUAGUUUCCUGGUUAAACGCAUAGCUGGACCUGGGCUUCACAACAACUUCUUCUAUCAGAUAAGCUGUGAACAAGCACUGGCAGCAUUUGAAGCUAGACUAGAAAUGGAUGAAUUAGCAGUCUACCAAAGAGAAACUGAAACAAUUAUAUACAAACCCCUUGUUGAAUACACGGAUUAUGUUCAGCGAUGUUUUGGCCCCUUCAGUGGAGUCAUUGGUAAAACUGGCAAUUACGAACGAGUAGAGAAAGAAGUAAGAGAUCUUAGCUUCACUUUGCAGGAAAAGAUUGACAGGCGGAGAAGAGACUUAACACUUGGCUUGCCUCUGAAUGUUAGAUCAAAGGUGAAGCUCACAACUCGAGACUUGAAGUUAGCUUUGAAACAAGCAACGAUACUGAUUGAGGACUUCUACCCCUCGCAUGUCCUUAAUCGCAUUGUGUACCAACUGGGAGCAGAAUCUACCGAGAGUGACAUGGGAGCUGUGUUAAGCCAGCUGGAUGCUAUCCAUGGAAGGAAUGCUUCAGGUCCAAAGAACGUUGGGAUUCUAGAGAGGAGUAUGAAUAAGUCUGGUUCGAGGAAGAGUGGGCUGCAUGAAUCGAAGUUUGCCACAGUUGAAGAGUGGUGGGAUAGCAAAGGUCUAGCUGUGGGUGACUAUGCUGGGUUAGCAUCGUUGAUAUUCACAGAGAUAUUUAGUUCUGAUUUCCUCACGCCCAUGGAGGAAACAGAUACUAGUUUUCAGAUGGAGGUCCAUGGGGUAAGCUUGGCUAGAUACACAGAGAUGAUGCGUUGUAUGCCAGAUAGACCUGACCUUGAUGAGAAGUUGACUGUUCACACUCCAAGAGGAAAUAUACAGGUUCAUGCUCCUUACCUAGAUUUAGCAGCUUUUACUCCACUUGUUCGUCAUGGAGUCCCAACGCAUCGCACGGGGAAAACAAGUCUCGCAGCCCGACUCUCUCUUCGCCUUAAUCUUGGACGCAGGAUGGGUAAGAUUUUUGUGAGUGGCUGCAGAGUUCCCGAGAAGCUCUUGAUCCCUCCUCCAAUUCCCCAUCCAGCACACAUUGCUGUCAUAAUCCACAACAGAGAAGCAUCUGAACCCAUUUCUCUUGAUGCUCCACUUACUCUGCAGGUGAUCCGAACUAUUGAAGAUUCCCCCCAUGUUGUUGCUACUCUCUCUCCUGUUUCACUGGCUGAUGAUGGCACCCCAGUAUCUGAUUCUCGAUCCUCCACAAUGUCGCAUGAUCAGUCACUCUAUGAUGACCCAUCCUUGUAUGAUGGGCCCUUUAGUAACACUUCACGAUCAGGCACAGCAGAUAGGAGAGGCAACCGCUGCUCACUUGGACGUUCCCGCACUGCAACACUUGAAAUGACAGCGACCUUGGACCGUGUAACUACAAGGGACCAACGCACAAGUCUGCAGGAGUACAAUAGAUCUAGUACCCUGGAGCUAACCCCAACCAGAAUGGCUCAGAGGCUGGCAACCCCACUACGCUCUUUACUGGAAGGCCAACGACCUUUUACAGUGUCCCUCAACUUGGCCUCUGCUGAAGAUGUUAGCCUCGAAGUUGAAGAGGAGGAGGAGCAGCCUAUCCCUCUCCAGCCACUCACUCACUCCACAUAUACCACAGCUGUGUGAUGAAAUGUUAUGAGGGAAGUGCAGGUCCCUUUCCAGAGGCUUACAGAUUUCUUGUGAACCCAGAUAUCUGCAAACUCAGUUUAUCUCAUAUCUCAUGUGAUGUUCGUUGCUACCCUGUAGAAUUGAGAUAGGAGUAGCUGAUCUCUUUACCACAUACCCACUGUACCUUGUGCUAUACUGUUGUGUGAACAUAGGAAAACUUAGAGAAGAAACUUCCCUUCAGUCAAUUCUUUUCUCCAUAUACAUUCUCAUUUAGAAGAACAAACAACAACAAUAAAAAACAACAAAAAAACAUAAAAAAUAAAACCAAAAGAAGACAAAAAAAGAGGCAAGGAAUACAUUAGCUCUUUAAUCCUCUUGGGCAUGUGAAUCACUGUGGGGAGCUGAGGAAGACUGAGGUAAAUUGAUAGCUUGCACACUGAGUUUUUUGCUUAUAACCACCAGGGGCUAGCUAAUAAAUGGCAUUAGCAAGGGAAAUGGAACACAUAUAGGAAAACAAUAGAAAGUGAACAAGUCACACAUCCAUAUAAAAGUUUGGUAUUUUGCUGUGAGACAAAGGAAAUGCAAACAAUAAAAAAGCUCUGGUAGUGUCUUAUUUUUGUUUUCUAUUUGUUUAUGUUAUGUAACAUUUGAACUAAUGGAUAUUCAGCAAUAUAAGGAUAAAUUUCUUUGUGUAACAAAGUGAUUGUAAUAAACUGCCAUUGCUAUGCUCAUUGUAGUGGGUUAGUAUUGAUUAAUACCAUUUAGAAAACAUACACACAAGGAAAUUAUUUUCUAAAUACCAUUUUCUAAACAGAAUUCUUCUAACCAGGCUAAGGAAGAAAGAAAACAACACAUAUCCAUACAAUAUGUAAGUUUCACAUAUUCCAUGCUUAGAUGUCAAGUCUUUUUUCUCUUUUCUUUUGCAUAAUUUCUAGUGUUUCUCGUUUGAUGCAUAAUGAAAAGUAAAUUUCCAAAGUAUAUCUUGCUUCAUUUUGCAAAAGUUCACCAGUGAAAAAAAGAAAAAAAAAGUUGAAAUUAUAUACAGAAAGAAUAUAUAGAAUUGGCUUAGAAUUAUAUAAAUGUGCCUCGGUUUUCACUAUCAGUGCACUUGAAAGUUCUGUAGGUUAAUAUGAAAAGUACUAUUAGGAAAACUGCUAGCAUUAAGAUUCUGUUUAAGAAUGAAAAACAUUGAUCACUAUUUAAUAGGAAAUACAAUUUUUUUUAGAAGAUUAUAUUGUGGAUGGAUUUCAAUUAUUGACAUUUUAUGACUUUAUUUAUAUUUUUAUGUAUUCUCAAAAACCCAAAUUAAUAUUUAUUGUUAAUACCUUGACGUAAAAACUUCAUAGCUAAGAAAUAUUUUGCACUUCAUAAUAAUGCUUAUGAAAAGAGCAGAAAAAAAAGAAAAAUACAUAUAGCAUAUGAAUAUAUUUAAUCACAACUGAUAUAUGUAUCAAUCACUUUUAUUUAUUUAAUAUAAUGAUGAUUUUAUUACUAUCAUCACUUAUCAUUAUUCUUUAUUUUUAGUAUUCUUUAUUAUUACUGUUUUUGGUAUUACUGUUAUUGUUGUUAUGCUAAUAAUGACCAUUAUUAUUGAUGUUAUUCUCAGAAUCAGUAAAAAUAUCAAAUAGAUUAUGAUAAUCAGAUGCCUAAACAUCGUAUAUGCAAUUUUUUUUGCAUUAUCCACAAAACAUGAAACCAUUUAAAUGCCACAAAAUCUUGAUUCAGAUCCAAAAUAUAGAUUUUUUUUUCUGAAAAUUAGGUUAGUAUUAGUGAAGAACUUCAGUACCUGCAUAGCACUCAAAUGGUCAGUGAUCCACCGUGUUUUGUAUUCUAGGUUAGGGUCAACAUUGUCAAGUGCUGUGUUAUUUUUAUGCACUGGAAAAAAGGAUUCACAUGUAGCAUCUCCAUGUGAUUUAAUUUAUUGCAUCUCUUAAAAAAAAAAAAAAAAAAAAAAAA